UGAAAAAAUCAUCCAAAAAGAGGGUGGAUUUAUCUUCUUCGAUCGAUUUGGAUGUGCUUGCAGAAAAAAAGAUUGCACAGUUUGUACCAAAAUACAUCCCGAUGCCUUCUCCUCAUAAUCUUGUCCAAGAAUCAUUGUAUUAUGAUCCUUGGAAGCACCUCAUUGCGACUAUGUUUUUGAAUCGUACUCGAGGCAGUCAAGCAUUACCAUUUUUGUGGAAAUUUUUAGAUGAAUAUCCAACACCACAAAUUGCAAUUAAGGCUGAUAUCAAUAAAUUGGCCGAUCUUUUACGCCCUCUUGGAUUGCA
Messenger RNA from Racocetra fulgida, 307 nucleotides. The record is from the annotation of a GenBank genome assembly. Lineage: Eukaryota; Fungi; Glomeromycota; Glomeromycetes; Diversisporales; Gigasporaceae.